Messenger RNA from Drosophila subobscura, 696 nucleotides. It is a transcript of the gene Cpr49Ag, whose product is annotated as endocuticle structural glycoprotein SgAbd-3. NCBI's taxonomy places the organism in Eukaryota, Metazoa, Arthropoda, Insecta, Diptera, Drosophilidae. The transcript is spliced from 2 exons. Gene Ontology annotation, cellular component: chitin-based extracellular matrix. Bases 91 to 486 code for a protein of 131 amino acids. Gene Ontology annotation, molecular function: structural constituent of chitin-based larval cuticle. The record is from RefSeq and is a predicted model, not a curated record.
GCAGUCAACAGUCGCACCACCGCAAUCUGCUGGAUAUCGCCCGCACCCUCGCAUUCAAGGAACACUCAAGGAUAAUCGCCGCCAUUCAGAAUGUACAAGUUCAUCUUCAUCGCCUGCUCUGCCAUGCUGCUCGGCUAUGUCCUGGCCCGGCCACAGGAGCAGCGUGCUGCCGUCACCACAACGACAACAGCUGCCACCAUUGUGAAGCAGGAUAAUGUGAACAAUGCCGAUGGCAGCUUCAACAGCAGCUACGAGACAUCGAAUGGAAUACGCGUGGAGAACAUUGGCUACCUCAAGAAGAUCAUCAUACCCAAGACGGAGACAUCCGAUGGCCAGGUGAUCGACGAGCACGAGGAACUGGUCCUGGUCCAGACGGGCUCGUACAGCUACAGCGACCCGGAAGGCAACCUCAUCACCCUGCGCUACGUGGCCGACGAGAAUGGGUUCCAGCCCGAGGGCGAUCAUCUGCCCGUGGCGCCGCAGUAAUGCUGCUGCCAGCCGAGUGCCCGUCCCGUCCUACUUCAGUAUAAUAUUUGGAUUUUGAGUAUUAUGCACUGCCUGAAUGCCAUACGAAAUUGAAAUGUUUUGUGUAAAUCUUACCUUCCGUAGUUAGUCUUAAGCAAACACACACACACACACACAACCACCUCACACUCUGAGUCGAGAAAUAAAUAUUGGAAACGAUAAUGAAAAUGA